This is a messenger RNA of Cygnus olor (mute swan), 3976 nucleotides long. It is a transcript of the gene ALX3, whose product is annotated as ALX homeobox 3. Gene Ontology annotation, molecular function: RNA polymerase II transcription regulatory region sequence-specific DNA binding; DNA-binding transcription factor activity, RNA polymerase II-specific. Lineage: Eukaryota; Metazoa; Chordata; Aves; Anseriformes; Anatidae. Bases 45 to 974 code for a protein of 309 amino acids. Gene Ontology annotation, biological process: regulation of transcription by RNA polymerase II. The transcript is spliced from 4 exons. The record is from RefSeq and is a predicted model, not a curated record.
AAAAUCCGCUCCCCGCGGCCGCCCCGGCCCCUCCAACCUGCGGCAUGGAGGCGAGGGACUGCCCGGCCUUCCCCCCGGGCCGCCGGGCCGAGCCCCCCCCGGGGCCACCGCGGACCCCCGGCCCCUUCGUGGCCGGGCUGCCGGGACCCCCCCGGCACCCGCCGCCGCUCAGCCCCCACUGCCCGCCGGACAAGGCAGAGCCCCGGUACCUGGGGGCCUCCGGCCCGGGCCCCCUCGCCGUGGCCGUCAGUGGGAAGCCCUUCUACCCGGCCGGGGCUGCAGGUGGUGAGAAGGGAUGCAAAGGUGAGUACCAGGCGGUGCCCGCAUCCUGCCGGGCCCCCAGCAAAGCCCCGGGACAGCUGGGCUGCGUGCAGGCAGCACCCCUGGGCAGCCUGCGGGAGCACCCGGCUCCCCCGCUGCCCGAGUCCCUGCCGCUGGGCAGGAGCAAGAGCAAGAAGCGGAGGAACAGGACGACCUUCAGCACCUUCCAGCUGGAGGAGCUGGAGAAGGUUUUCCAGAAGACGCACUACCCCGACGUCUACGCCCGCGAGCAGCUGGCGCUGCGGACGGACCUGACCGAGGCCAGGGUGCAGGUCUGGUUCCAGAACCGACGGGCCAAGUGGCGGAAACGGGAACGCUACGGGAAAAUCCAGGAGCUGCAGAGCAACCUGUGGCCGAGCCCAGGCCCCGGGAGCCCGGCGGGGCCCUGCCUCGUGGCCCCCGAGAGCAUCCCGUCCCCGUGCGUGUCUCCGUACCCCCACGCUCACAGCAACGUGGCCGGCUUCGUGGGCAUCCCCGCCUCCCCCGGGCACCCCCCCGGCAUCAGCAGCCUCUACUCCCUGCACGGCCUCCCCCCGGCCCUCGGCGGCCGCCCCUUCGAGCCCCCUCCGGAGAACGAGUACAAAGCGCCCGCGCUGCUGGCGCUGCGGAUGAAGGGCAAGGAGCCGGGCAGCCUGCUGGGCUGGACCACGUAACCCCCCCGCGCGGGACACGGAGCCCUCGCCCGAGCCCCCCGGGGCACGUCCUCCCCCCCGCCUCCUCCCUCCCGAGGCGCUCGGCACCGCGGCAGCGGGGUCACCCCGUCCCCCACGCGCCCCGAUCGCUGCCAGCUUCCCGCGGCCCAGCCCUCUCCGUCGUGCUACGGGGGGCAGCGAAAGGGUCCCCCCCAGCCACAGCCCCCCCCGCACCUCUCUGCCCCCCCGCAGACGCAGAGGAGCAGCAGGUGGCUGGCGGGGACCCAGCUGUCGCUGCCUCUGCCAUCGGGGCUGCUGCUGGGACCCCAGAAGUCAGCUCCGGAAAACCCUGGGACCCCCCCAAGCACCUUCGGCCCAGGGCGAACAGGAUUUGAUGGCAGGGGCUGCUGUGCCCCUGCCGGUACCGGCCCGGGCGCCCCAGCUGCAGCUGCCUUGGGAAGAAAUGGGGGGGAAGAAAUGGUCAUUUGGGGGGGGGUUCCCAUUUUUGGAGUGGUCUCAGGCAUCGGGGGGAGGGGAAGGGACACGACUGAAUUCCCCCAUGCACUUGCUCUGUGACAGGGGGGUCCCAGGGCAAACUGCAAAGCACCCCCAAACACCUCGAGGCAGUGCAUCCGAGCUUACUUUCCAGACAGUAAACGCCCCCCCCCCACGGCCAAAUUGCCCGAAUCAAGCCAAGAACAGGUCUCUUCUUGCUCCUGCUGACCCCAUCUUUAGAAGAUGCUGUUACACCCCCUUGUGCCAAAAAAAAAAAAUAAAAUAUCCCAAACAGCCCUCCCCCUUUGCUGCCAGUUCCGCCGCAUGCCAGUGCUGGGGAAGGAAAGGGGAGACGCUCAGAAGGGGCCCAGCCUCACUGACCCAACUUGGGGCAAAAAACCCCCAAGGUUUCCAUGCAAAACCCUCCAAAACUCUCAGUCCCCCAGGAGCACCAUGGCCACAGCAGGUGGACAACCCCCAGGGGCCCCACGCUGCACCCCCCCUCCCUGCAGCCCCUGCCAUCUGCAGGGAUUUUGUUACUCAUUUAUAAACAAUAAAACACACUUUUAAUAAGUUAUUUAUGGCUGGGGCCGUGCUGUAAAAGCCAUGGUCUGUGAUCACCCGCACAGCUGGGGAACAUUUCGGAGAGGCGUGAUGGAGACGCAGCUCGCUCACACCUCGGCCGCCGGCUCCUGCCCCGCGAGCGGAGGCACAAGGUGGGUGCUGGGGGGUGCCCGCGCCCCGGCAGGAGGGAGGCAGCCCUCAGCGGUUCGGCUUUGCAGACAAACACAUCACAUCACCUCCCCGUCCACGCUGCUCAGCGGGGGACCAGGCCAGGGUGCAGCACUGGGGGUGGUUUGUGCCACGGGACACCCAGCAGGAGCACCACGGGUUCAGCCUCUGCCCCUGUCCUUGCCUCUCGCUGAAAUCAGGGGUGAAUCUUUUGGGAUUCACCGACCCAAGCUGCCCGCAGCUGCUGCUACCCCUCAGUCAGGGAAACUGAGGCACAGCAAGGCACAACAGGGAGCUCUGCUGCAGCCAGGCUCCAGGGAUGGUUUUGGUCUCCAGCUCCUCCACUGAAUCACGGAAUCGUUAGGGUCGGAAGAGACCUCCAGGAUCACCUGGUCCAACCACCCCCUGCCACCAGCACCCCCUGAACCCUGUCCCCAAGCACCGGGCCCGACCUCUCCUCGAGCACCCCCAGGGAUGGGGACUCCACCACCUCCCCGGGCAACCCGUCCCAACGCCUGACCGCUCUUUCUGAGCAGAAAUGUCUCCUCAUUUCCCACCCGAACCUCCCCCGGCCCAACUCGAGGCCGUUCCCUCUGGCCCUAUCACAGUUACCUGCGAGAAGAGGCCGACCCCCAGCUCCCCACACCUUCCUCUCAGGUGGCUGCAGAGAGCAGCGAGCUCUGCCCCGAGCCUCCUCUCCCCCAGACCAACCCCCCCAGUUCCCUCAGCCGCUCCUCACAGGACUUGUGUCCCAGGCCCUUCCCCAGCCUCGCAGCCCUGCUCUGGACACGCUCCAGGGCCUCGAUGUCCUUCUGGUAGCGAGGGGCCCAAAGCUGAACCCAGCACUCGAGGUGCGGCCUCAGCAGAGCCGAGUACAGGGGGACGAUCACCCCCUAGGCCAACAGAUCUGGUCCACCGUAAGCGUGCCCUGAGGACCGUGUGGGGACAAGGAUGGGAAACACAAGACCACGAACCUGUGCACCAGCUCAGCCCCACCACUGGCUUCGCCCCUUGCUGCUUCCCUGGGGCCAAAGGGAUGAGGACACGGACAGAGUUCAGACACGCUCAGCUCAGAGGUAUCGCGAAUAUAUAUAUAUAUGUACAGCUCAUCCACCCCACCCAGCGGGGCAAGGGAAGACUGCAGCCUCCACCCCCCCAGCCCCUCGGCCCUGUCACCACCAUGUUCCCAGCGCCCCUGGCCCCCUUGCUGUGUCCCCCAGCAGGGUCUGGUGGGGGGACACAGCUACGGUUUUCCUGCCACAGCAGCCCCGUGUCCCGCAGCAUCACCUCACCUCGAUUUGCCCCACCAACUGCUCUCCCUCCUCGGCCCUGGCUGGCGAGAUGAGGUGGGAGGGCGAUGGCAGUGCCACAUCUGAAAGGCUGGAGCAGGGGCACGGUGUCCUCCCUCUAACAGGAGACACCCAGGGAACCGUGGCCUCUUUACAAAGCCUUCACCCUCAGCACAGGAUUGAGGAUGGCAAAGCCUGGGAGGAGGCAGAGGGGCACGAUGGCAUCCCGGAUCCCUCCCAGCCCUGCCGCAGGGGGCCAGGCACCCACAGACCCUGCUAAAGCCGCACACCUGCGGCUUCACCCCCCAGCCUCGAGCCUGUCCCCAAACACCUCCUGCUUCCCCACUAUCCUCGCUGCGGGGCCAUCACUGCAGCAGCUCCUCCCAGGAGAUGGGCCGGGAGAAGACCUCCCUCUCCAGCCACAGGUCGUAGUUGACCUGGAAAUCCUCAGGCAGCUCCACGCGCUGGCCCAGCACGCUCUGCAGGCAGUUGUCCACGGGCAGGAAG